Coregonus sp. 'balchen' is the source of this 29162-nucleotide messenger RNA. NCBI's taxonomy places the organism in Eukaryota, Metazoa, Chordata, Actinopteri, Salmoniformes, Salmonidae. The record is from the annotation of a GenBank genome assembly.
AGUCGCCCCACGGUGCAGUAUGUGUCCACUCUGUGUGAGCUGUCCCAGGCCCUCCAGCCCUACUACACCCAGGGCUACAUCCUCACCACCCUGCAUCCCAUCAUUCUCUCUGUUGGACGCACGCGUUCCCUGCCCUUCAGCCUGCUCUACCGAGCCAUCCUGGCCCGCCCACGACCCAGGUACCAGACACACUAGCAUGCAUGCCUGGAGGCACGUACACAUACACACAGACAGCCACUCCCGGUAGAAUUGCCCCGAUCUAGAACCAGUUUGAACCAUUAGGGAGGUAAAACACAAAACUUAACUUAGAUCUGUGCCUAGGCCAGGGGCCGUCACAACAACCCAUAACCCCCCCACCAUCCCUUAAUCUGAGUCAGCUUUGGAACAAGCCACCCAGCCUUAACCCAUCCAACCUGGUAAAUAGAUUAAUGAUAGAUGAUGUAGCUGCAUAUUUAAUGCAACUUCAGUGGAAGGUCAGACUGCUAGUUAAGGGGGAGGGGUUAGGGGGAGACUCCUGGAGAGUAUGUUUUGUGGGGCUCUCAGCUGCAGGGGUUGCCAUUGGGUAGAAAUGUACCCUGACAACAACAGCUCUCUCAGGGCCAAUAGGGUCGCAGAAUCUCACACAUGGUGCCUCCUGUGUUAUUGUCAAACCUGUAAUAUUAAACAUUAUUAAUAUUAUUAAAAUGUAAGGGUCUUUUAUUUGAAUAUACAUAUACUACAGUAUAUAUACACUACCUAUUUAGUAUGGUUUUUUAUCCUUUAUGUUUAGAAAGUAGUAGCCAUCUCAUGCAUGGCAAAUUAAUGAUUUAUGAGUUCUGUCUGCAAACACUGACAAAAACAAAUCAAGUAUGAACUCUCCGGCUGGACAGGGCUCAGUAGCAUGAGACCAUUUACCAAGCUAAUGCAUACAGAUUAGACAUGGCUUUACAGUCUCAGAGUAGCUGACAGUCAAAACACAUAAAUUAUGAAUGAAUGACCUGUAUGCAGUUUGUGAUUACCAGUUUGAACCGGCAAUAUAAUGACUGUGAACGUCUGUGUCUCUGUUCUGUUCUCUCCUUCUGUUUUCUUCUGUUCUCUCCUCUCCUCUCUCUGUCUCCUAGUAAGCAGGUGGUGUCCAUGUGUCACAGUGUUCCUGUGCUGAGGGUUGAGGAGUGGCCUAUCCCAGGGGAGUCCCUGACGGGGGACACUGUUAGAGCACUCAUCGACAGGGUGAACAGUAGUGCCCGGGGGGGAGUGAGGUUUGUGGGCUCAGUGCUCCAGCAGGCUGGAGGAGGGGGCAGUAACAGCAGGGUGCCUAGCCCCAGGAGAGGCUAUCGAUCCCCUCCACGCACCCCUCCAGGUACCCCUCCUGGAGAAGGAGAACUGGAGGAUCACAGCCCUACCUACAGCCCUGGUGAGAUACUAGUUUUCUUGUCUCUUUUCGUCCCGUGUCUCGUCUUCUCUUCUCCUGCCUUCUCUUCUCUUCUCCUGCCUUCUCUUCUCUUCUCCUGCCUUCUCUUCUGUUCUCCUGUCUUCUCUUCUCCUGCCUUCUCUUCUCUUCUCCUGCCUUCUCUUCUCUUCUCCUGCCUUCUCUUCUCUUCUCCUGCCUUCUCUUCUCUUCUCCUGCCUUCUCUUCUCUUCUCCUGCCUCCUCUUCUCUUCUCCUGCCUCCUCUUCUCUUCUCCUGCCUUCUCUUCUCUUCUCCUGCCUUCUCUUCUCUUCUCCUGCCUUCUCUUCUGUUCUUUUCUUUUCUUUUCUUGCCUCAGCUCCCAGGCUUCCAUUUUCUCACGACUUGGAAGGAUGGCAACGCGAGACUACUUCUCUUCUCUCCUCUCUUCUUCUCAUCUGUCUCCUCACCUUAACAAUGUUGACAUGUGGGCUAUAUCUGCUAUCUCCUCUUAACGUCACACAACCUCAAAAUGCUGAACACAUCCCAGCCACACUGUGGAGUCCUGGAUAUGUUUCUCCCUUUAACACUCUACUCAUCCCCCUCUCCCCCAGUCUGUCAGUGUAGUUCAGUUGAACUCUGUGUUGUGUGGAUGACACUGACUGAUGGCCCUGGGGUAGGAGAGGCCUCUGCACAUCAGUCAGGUAACCCUCAUCCACCAAGCUGGGCACAACUCCUCACCACAGAGACAACCAUACAGACUGACACGUCCUUGUCCUAAGUAGAGCGAGUUGAGUUCACAUAACCUCAUAGACUGCCAAUGUCUGUUGUCUCUGUGCCUUUGUUCUUGUUCUCCUCCGUGAUGGCUUGAACUGGCAGAUUCAUCUGACUCUCUACCACCUCUUCCCCUCUCCCUCCCUCCUCCCCCUCUCCUUCCCUCCCUCUUCCCCCUCCUUCCCUCCCUCUUCCCCCUCCUUCCCUCCCUCUUCCCCCUCCUUCCCUUUCUCCCUCUUCCCCCUCCUUCCCUCUCUCCCUCUUCCCCCUCCUUCCCUCUCUCCCUCCCUCCCUCCCUCUCUCCUUCCCCCUCCCUCUCUCCUUCCCCCUCCCUCCCUCCCUCUCUCCUUCCCCCCCUCCCUCUCUCCUUCCCCCCUCCCUCUCUCCUUCCCCCCUCCCUCCCUCCCUCCUUCCCCCUCCCUCCCUCCCUCCCUCUCUCCUCCCCUUCCCUCCCUCCCUCCCAUCCUUCCCCCCUCCCUCCCUCCCUCCUUCCCCCCUCCCUCCCUCCCUCUCUCCUUCCCCCUCCCUCUCUCCUUCUCCCGCUCCCUCUCUCCUUCCCCCUCCCUCCCUCCCUCCCUCCUCUCCUUACCCCUCCUCCCUCCCUCUCCCUCCCUCCCUCUCUCCUUCCCCUCCCCUCCUCCCUCCCUCCUCGCUCCUUCCCCUCCCUCCCUCCCUCCCUCUCUCCUUCUCCUCCUUCCCCUCCCUCUCUACCUUCCACCUUCCUCCAUCCCUCUUUCCCCCUCCCUCCCUCCCUCUCCUUCCUCCCCUCUCUCCCUCUCUCUCUCUCCCCCCCCCUCCUCCUCUCCCCCCCUCCCCCCCCUCCCCUCCUCCCCCCCCCUCCUCCCCCCUCUCUCCUCCCCCCUCCCCCCUCCCCCUUUCCCUCCCUCUCCCCCCCUCCCCCCCCCCCUCCUCCCUCCUCCCCCCCCCUCCCUCCCUCUCUCUCCCCCCCUCCCCCUCUCCUCCCCCCCCUCUCUCCCCCCCCCCCCCUCUCCUCCUCCCCCCCCCCCUCCCCUUUCCCUCCCCCCUCCCCCCUCCCUCCCUCCUCCCCUCUCCCCCCUCUCCCCCUCCCUUCUCCCCCCUUCCCCCUUUUCCCCUCCCCCCCCCCUCUCUCUCCCCCCCUCCUCCUCCCCCCCCUUCCUCCUCUCCUCCCCUCCCUCUCUCCCCCCUCCCCCCUCUCUCCCCCUCUCUCUCCCUCUCUCCCCCCUCUCUCCCCCCUCCCUCCCCCCCUCCCCCUCCCCCCCCUCCUCCCCCCCCUCUCUCCCCCCCCUUCCCCCCCCUUUCCCUCCCCUCUCUCCCCCCUCUCCCUCUUUUCCCCCCCUCUCUCCCCCUCCCUCCCUCCUCCUCCUCCUCCCUCCCCCUCUCUCUCCCCCCCCCUCCCCCUCUUCUCCUCCCUCCCCCCCCCUCCCCCCUCCCCCUCUCUCUCUCCCCCCCCGUCUCUCCCCUCUCCCCCCCCUCUCUUCUCUCUCCCCCCCUCCCCCUCUCUCCCCUCUCUCCUCCCCCCUCUCUCCCCCUCUUCCCCCCCUCCCCCUCUCCCCCUCCUCCACCUCUCUUCCCCUCCUCCUCCUUCCCCCUCUCUCCCUCUUUUCCCCUCCUCCCCCUCCCUUCCCUCUUCUCUUUCCCCUCCCUUUCCUUCCCUCUCUCUCUUCCCCUCUUUUCCCCCUUCCCCUUUCCCUCUCCCCCUCCCCCCCCCGCCUUCUUCCCCCUCCCCUCCCUCCCUUCCCCCCCCCCCCCUCCCUCCCUAUCUCCCUCCCUCCCGUCCUCUUCCCCCUCCUCCCCCCCCCUCCCCCCCUCCCCCCCUACCCCCCCCUCCUUCCCUCUACCCCUCCUCCCUCCCCCCUCCCUCCUUCCCCCUCCUCCCUCUCUUCCCAUCCCUCCCUCUCCCUCCCUCUCUCUCCUCUCUCUCCUUCCCUCUCCCUCCCUCCCCCCUCCUUCCCUCUCUCUUCCCCCUCCCUUCCCCUUCCUCCUUCCCUCUUCCCUCCCUCUUCCCCAUCUCCUACCCCUCUCCCUCCCUCCCUCUCACCCUCCUUCCCCCCCUCCCUCCCCCCUCUUUCCCCCUCCCUCCCUCCCCCCUCUUCCCCCUCCCUCCCUCUUCCCCCCUCCCUCCCUCCCCCCUCUUCCCCCCUCCCUCCCUCUCUCCCUACCUCCCUCCCUCUUCCCCCUACCGUCCCCCUCCCUCCUCCUCUUCCCUCUCCCUCCCUCCCUCCCUCUUCCCCCUCCCUCCCUCCCCUCCCCCUUUCCCCUUUCCCUCCCCCCUCUCCCUCCCCCCCCCCUCCCCCCUCCAUCUCUCUCUCGCAGACCUGAGGUUGCUGGUGUUCUUUCACUCAUGGGCACCAGGCUGUGCUCCGCUGGACGCUCUGUCAUGUCAGUACCACCAGGGGGCGCUGUCCAUGCGCGUGUCCAGGAAGGGUCAGGUGGUCAGCGCGCUGGAGGCCGAUUGGCUGGAGCUGACCGCAGCCUACUACCGCAAAGGCUGGUCAUUGGUGGACUCGUUUGUGUACUGGGACACACCCAAAGGUAUUGUCAAAUACUUGAAAAUCACGGAGUGUUUAUCCAGCGUUAGGGGUACCGUACUCUUUGUCUCUGCUGAUAACUUGGGGGCCCAUUCACUUGCUGGUUUUCUGGAAUCCUUUAAUGUCGACAAAUUUUGUAGAUUUUGUUUGGUCAGCCGUAAGGAUAUUCAGACAACUGAAUUAAGAAGUGGGUCAGUCCCGCUUAGGACAAAAUUGUCCCACGAAGCCAAUGUUUUGGAGCUUAAAGAAAAUAAAACUAUACUGUGUGUAGAUGGUGUAAAAAGGGACUGUGUUUUAAACAGGUUGAGCUACUUUCACUCAACUACAGGGUUCCCACCUGACUUUCUUCACAACCUUUUAGAGGGAAUUGUGCCUGUCCAACUUAGUUUGUGUCUGGGCAAGUUGAUUUCUAAUAAAUACUUCACAUUAGACAAGUUAAAUAGUACAAUUCAACACUUCCCAUACUCAUUCUCAGAUAAGACUAACCGACCCCAAAGAGUAACUCAGACUUUUUGAGUUAAUGGAACAGUUGGUGGAAACGGACAUGAGAAUUGGACUCUUUUAAGGCUGUUGCCCUUGAUGAUUGGUGAACUAGUCCCAGAUAAUAACAACACGUGGAGAGUACUUCUUAAGUUGAAAUAUAUUGUAGAACUUUUGUCCUCGUCUGUGUACACAACUGAGUCGCUGUGCUAUUUGGAAUAUAAAAUCUCAGUCCAUAGGCAGUUGCUGCAGGAUGUGUUUCCUGAUUUUCGUUUAAGACAAAAACAUCAUUUUUUGGAACAUUAUCCUUACCUCAUCCGUUGCUUUGGACCUUUGGUUGACUGUUGGACUAUCCGUUUUGAAGCUAAGCAUAGUUUUUUCAAAAAGGUUGUCCGUGAUGCGAACAAUUAUGAAAAACAUUUUGCUCACAUUAGCCACAAGACACCAACUCAUGCUGGCUUACUUCUUGGACAUGCCCAGCCUUUUUAAGCCCCCUUUGGAAGUUGUGAAUGUGUCUCUCGUUUCUCCAGACAUUUUGGAUAAGACAAUUAAACAAGCUAUUAAGUUAAAAUAUAAAGAUGUGGAAUCUGUAUCUCUUGCUUCCAGUGUUUCUAUACAUGGCACAAAGUACACUGAGGGCAUGUUUGUGUCUAUUGGUAAGACAAGUGGACUCCUUGACUUUGGCAAAAUUGUGAAAGUUCUAAUUGUAGCAGAAACGGCAUCCUUCAUUGUUGAACCGUAUUUCACCUGGUACCUGGAACACCUCAGGUGCUAUGAACUCACCAAGAAGCCUUCCAAAUAACUCUUUGUAGCAGAACAACUAAACUGCUACUCCCCGCUCUCAUCCUACCUUUUACAAGGAAGACUUCUGGUUUCACCCAAGAGCUUUCUACUCCACUGAGGGUUUUGUUAAGAAAAUGUAUUUUAUGUUUGCCUUGUUAGUGAGAAGGUGAUGAAGCGUACUUCAUGAGCUGUAACCGAAAAACAACUGGCAUUUGGAAAGUUUGAGGUGAGGGAGCAAGUGUGGUGGAACAAGAAUUGUUAGCAUUGUUAAGUAUCUUGCUAGCUGGAUCGAAUUCUCCGUUAGCUAGUUAACUAGCUAACGAACUAACUACUAUCUAUGAACUAAUGUUUUCCCUCUACAGUAUGUGGUUAAUUUACAGAAUGAGAGAAUAGGUGAAAAUGAGGCAUUGCUUGUUAAACAAGUGGAUUCAGGGAUGAAGUGUAGCUGGAGCUGGGCCUGGCUUAAGCUGAAUGCCACUAUAGAGGUGAAAGGAACACCACACACCUCUUUCUCACUUUAUCAAUAUGGUGGAUAAAAAGGGGUAUGCCAUGUGUACUCUCUGCCUGAAAGAGAUCAAUUUGCCAACAAAGGGUCUCAUGCUCUGCUGCUGGCACAUUGUAGAACAGAUGUCCACAGGCAGAAAGUGUACAAUGUAAUAACGUGCAGUGUAGCCCAAAGCUAUUGCUUUUGUUGUGUUGAACUUGACAUACAGUUGUGUGUGAGUGAGGGGGGAUUAUUUGUUGUUUUUACUCAGUGAACAUUAUUUUUGCACACAUACAGUGGGGAGAACAAGUAUUUGAUACAGUGCCGAUUUUGCAGGUUUUCCUACUUACAAAGCAUGUAGAGGUCUGUAAUUUUUAUCAUAGGUACACUUCAACUGUGAGAGACGGAAUCUAAAACAAAAAUCCAGAAAAUCACAUUGUAUGAUUUUUAAGUAAUUAAUUUGCAUUUUAUUGCAUGACAUAAGUAUUUGAUCACCUACCAACCAGUAAGAAUUCAGGCUCUCACAGACCUGUUAGUUUUUCUUUAAGAAGCCCUCCUCUUCUCCACUCAUUACCUGUAUUAACUGCACCUGUUUGAACUCGUUACCUGUGUAAAAUACACCUGUCCACACACUCAAUCAAACAGACUCCAACCUCUCCACAAUGGCCAAGACCAGAGAGCUGUGUAAGGACAUCAGGGAUAAAAUUGUAGACCUGCACAAGGCUGGGAUGGGCUACAGGACAAUAGGCAAGCAGCUUGGUGAGAAGGCAACAACUGUUGGCACAAUUAUUAGAAAAUGGAAGAAGUUCAAGAUGACGAUCAAUCAUCCUCGGUCUGGGGCUCCAUGCAAGAUCUCACCUCGUGGGGCAUCAAUGAUCAUGAGGAAGGUGAGGGAUCAGCCCAGAACUACACGGCAGGACCUGGUCAAUGACCUGAAGAGAGCUGGGACCACAGUCUCAAAGAAAACCAUUAGUAACACACUACGCCGUCAUGGAUUAAAAUCCUGCAGUGCACGCAAGGUCCCCCUGCUCAAGCCAGCGCAUGUUCAGGCCCGUCUGAAGUUUGCCAAUGACGAUCUGGAUGAUCCAGAUGAGGAAUGGGAGAAGGUCAUGUGGUCUGAUGAGACAAAAAUAGAGCUUGUUGGUCUAAACUCCACUCUCCGUGUUUGGAGGAAGAAGAAGGAUGAGUACAACCCCAAUAACACCAUCCCAACCGUGAAGCAUGGAGGUGGAAACAUCAUUCUUUGGGGAUGUUUUUCUGCAAAGGGGACAGGACGACUGCACCGUAUUGAGGGGAGGAUGGAUGGGGCCAUGUAUCGCGAGAUCUUAGCUAACAACCUCCUUCCCUCAGUAAGAGCAUUGAAGAUGGGUCUUGGCUGGGUCUUCCAGCAUGACAACGACCCGAAACACACAGCCAGGGCAACUAAGGAGUGGCUACAUAAGAAGCAUCUCAAGGUCCUGGAGUGGCCUAGCCAGUCUCCAGACCUGAACCCAAUAGAAAAUCUUUGGAGGGAGCUGAAAGUCUGUAUUGCCCAGCGACAGCCCCGAAACCUGAAGGAUCUGGAGAAGGUCUGUAUGGAGGAGUGGGCCAAAAUCCCUGCUGCAGUGUGUGCAAACCUGGUCAAGACCUACAGGAAACGUAUGAUCUCUGUAAUUGCAAACGAAGGUUUCUGUACCAAAUAUGUACCAAGAAAGUUCUGCUUUUCUGAUGUAUCAAAUACUUAUGUCAUGCAAUAAAAUGCAAAUUAAUUACUUUAAAAUCAUACAAUGUGAUUUUCUGGAUUUUUUGUUUUAGAUUCCGUCUCUCUUUGUUGAAGUGUACCUAUGAUAAAAAUUACAGACCUCUACAUGCUUUGUAAGUAGGAAAACCUGCAAAAUCGGCAGUGUAUCAAAUACUUGUUCUCCCCACUGUAUAGCCUUGUGCACUUGAUCGAUGUCUACUAUAGUGGCCACUAUAAUCGUAGCCACUAUAAUAGAGAAAAAAUAGAAUGCCUGUUUGUUUCAUUCUAUUUCUACUAUAAGAUGUUUUUUUUUCCCAAGUGCAAUAUUUAGAUAUGUGUGGUCUCAAGCGUUAUAUUAUAAAGGCUGUCAUAACUGCAAUAUCAAUGUAUUGUUUUUUUCUCUGGACUUCAGUGUCAUUUGUAGUAAAGUCUAGGCAACAAAUAACAUUGGAUUGCUUUUCUUACAUUUAUUUUAUGUGUGUUAGGUUCACAUUAACUUCUUUGUUGUUUAAUGAGUUAAAACCUGCAUUUCAAGAAGGGAUCCAGCCUAAGUCACUAGAAAUUAGCAUUUUAAAGCUGAUAUUUAUUUGUAUUUUUUAUCCCCCCUAGCAGGGAUUUUUUUUGAAUGUUUCAGUACAAAAACAAAAGUGUCACCUUUUUGGGCCCUCACCAGUUUGCAUCCCUGGCGUAGGCACAGGUCUCAUGACACAGCCAAGAAAGUAAAGAGGCACAAGCAACAACUCAGAGGGCCUUACAUAUGGGGCAGGCAUAGCUGAUUUAAUGUUCUGCACAUUUCAACAGCCAUACAAAAUCCUUGUAUGUGACAAAUUGAGCAAAGUGAUAUGAAAAUUUGCCCAAAACUGCAUAUUUGCCCAACAUACCAGUAUUCAAAGCAUAUACUCUAUUGCUUGAACAAAAUGUAUUAAACAUGCUAAUGUAUUUGUAUCCUGUAGCUCAGUUGGUAGAGCAUGGCGCCAGGGUUGUGGGUUCGAUUCCCACAGGGGGCCAGUAUGAAAUAUGUAUGCACUAACUGUAAGUCGCUCUGGAUAAGAGCGUCUGCUAAAUGACUAAAAUGUAAAUGUAAAUACUAAGAUAUAGAGAGACUUAAGGUGGAUGUAAGAUUCAUACUGUAUAACAGCCACACCAGGCUUAAAAAGCGAUAACAACAUACAUGCUGUGACAUCUUGCUUUGGAGUUGUAAGGUCUCCAGCAAAGAGCAUUAGUGUAAUGAUAGGCCAACAUCUUGUGACACUUGUGACCUCUCUUCUCCGGAAGAGAGGACGGGAUUAAAUAUAUAUACAAAUAAUAAUAUAUGCCAUUUAGCAGACGCUUUUAUCCAAAGCGACUUACAGUCAUGCGUUUAACAUAUGGGUGGUCCAGGGAAUCGAACCAACUAUCCUGGCAAUGCAAGCAACAUGCUCUAUCAACUGAGCUACAGAGGACCAGAAAGUAGAAAGAGAUUAAGAACACUUUGUCCUCAUCCAUCUCUCUCUCUCGCAAAUCCACAUGUUCCUCAAUCAUCCAUCUCUCUCAUUCUGUUACUUUAUCAAUUUUUGUGUUUUCUCAAAUAUCUGUUCUUGUUAUGUUUUGUCUCCCCUCCCACUACAUCCCCCGGAUGAGUCACUUCCUGUCUCCCAGUCCCUCCUCUCUCCCUCCUCCUCCUCUCUCCCUCUUCCUCCUCCUCCUCCUCCUCUCCCUUCUUCCUCCUAUCUCCCUCCUUCUCCCCCUCCUCUCCCUCUUGCUCCUCCUCCUCCUCCCCCCCCCCCCCCCCCCCCCCCCCCUUUUUCCCUCUUUCCCUCCUCCUACCUUCCUCCUCCUCCCUUAUCUCCCACUGUGGCUAUAUUUGGAACUCUAUUCCCAACCUCCCGACCUGGCUUCCUGUUGCGCUAUAGACUGGCAGCAGCCGAGAAAAUCCACAUCAUUUGUAGACAUCUGGGGCCUGGGAAUAUAGCACACUGGGGUCUCUCUCUGUCGCUCUCUCACACACACAGGCAAAUUCUCGUGCGCACGCAUGUGCAGAUAUGAACACGGCCUACUUCUCCAUGUCUGUAACUAGUUCAUUGUCAUUCCAAUGUCAUACUUUCUGUACUAACUAGAAUUCACUGCCACAUGUAGAGCACUGUAAAGGGAUCUGCUGAUGAACGUCUGUCCACCGAUUGCAUUUGUGUAACUCAUAGCGUAUGAGUGUAUGUUUUCUGGUAGAUAUGCAUUAUAUGUUGAUACUGUAGUAUGCUGACUGAUUGUCUGUUUGUGUUGUCUCAGGUGAGCCCGUGCCCAGGUCUCUAGAGGGUCUGUUUGUCUAUGAGGAGAGAAGCACUGCCCCUCCUGCCAACGACACCAUCGUAGUGGAGCAGUGGACUGUCAUCGAGGUCAGAGAGCCGUGUGUGUGUUACGUCUUACCUGUGUGUGUGUGUGUGUGGUUCAGCCAGUGAGGACAGGUGAAUGUGUUGCAGUAGGUAGAUAUUCUCUGGCGAAGAUCCUGUUGGGAGAGAGAGAGAUUAGCAUUACAGUUACGUCUUUGGGUGUGUCCAAGUAAAACAGAGCUCAAACAACUAGUGGUGGUGAAGGACAUUCACUUGUGAGUAACAUAAUGUGUUCCAGGAGUGUGUUUGUGUGCCAACAACCCUAAUCAUAAUACCACAGCUAGCACUGCAUCGCAGUGCUAGCUGUGCCACUAGAUAUCCUGGUUCGAAUCCAGGCUCUGUCGUAGCCGGCCACGACCGGGAGACCCAUGGGGCGGCGCGCAAUUGGCCCAGCGUCGUCCAGGGUAGGGGAGGGAAUGGCCGGCAGGGAUGUAGCUCAGUUGGUAGAGCAUGGCGUUUGCAACGCCAGGGUUGUGGGUUCGAUUCCCACGGGGGGCCAGUAUGAUUUUUUAUUUUUUUAUAAUGUAUGCACUCACUAACUGUAAGUCGCUCUGGAUAAGAGCUCAAAUGUAAAUGUAAUAAACAAGUGUAGAAAACACGCAACAAUUACCUCUAUCCAGCGUGUGACAUCAUUGCUGUGCUGUAUAGGGUUCUGAUGUGAAGACCGAUUACGGGCCACUCCUUCACACACUGGCUGAGUUUGGCUGGCUGCUCACCUGUGUCCUGCCCACACCUAUCAUCCGCCAUGACAGGUAACACACAUAAUUGUUGUUUUGCUUGAUGGUCCUUCUCGGAACAAACUCGUCCAUUUUGUAGUUCGGGUCAUCAUGCCUUCUAUGAGGAUUUUCCUUUAUAAUAUAUUGUGUGUGUUUCUCCAGUGAUGGUAAUCUGGCCACCAAGCAGGUGGUGUUCCUACAGAGACCAGUCAAGACCUCUUCAGUACCACAGAGGAACCAGGUAAGGGCUUGGCUUCAGUUAGCACAAAAUACUACAACAGGAAAGUUGCUAUUUAUGUGACAAUACUGCCCCCUGUGGGUUUUGUUAUAAGAUAAAGGGGAGUGGAAAAUGAAAUCAAAGUGAGAUUUAGCAUUAUCAUACUAAUCAAUUAAUUGAAUUACAUUGCUACACUAUCAAUUACACACAUCUGUGCUGCAUUCAAUAUUAUAUUAGUUGCUUUAAUUAGAUAUUCAGGCAGGAUUUUGAUGACAUCCCUGACUAUCUGCACAACAUUUGGUGUUAUUGCAUAGAACAUUAAAAUCACAGCAGAGACAUGGUAGACAUGAUAGCAGUGUACAUUUUAGUCAACAAUAAAAACGACCAACAUACUCAAUCAAAAAACCUAUUUUUCCUGUCUAGAAAUAUGAUGAUAACGAGACGCCCUGGAAAAAACGAUAACUCUUACAAAUUACUUUUAAUUUUAGUCUACAAAAAUGUGAUGAGAUGGAAUUUCCAUGUGAGACAUUUAAUUUGACAUGAAGCUCAUUUUCAUCUGUUUUGAAUGGAGGCCCAUUUCCGCCACUCAGAAAUAUUGAUACUAUCUCAAUUUCGACAUACUAACUCGAAAUGUCGAGAUAGUAGAACAUACAUUUAGGAUAUUCUUUUCAUUUGUAGCAUUAUGUGGCGAUUUCCAUCUAUCCAUGUUGCAGAGAUGAGCACAGCAGCGCCGCCGGCAAACGUGUGGCGAGCUGGCAUAUGCCCCAUCACUUUUAAUUUGGCUUGAUAAAAAAUAUUGACACGAAAGCGUUGAAAAUAGGGACAAAGUACUGUUGUUUAGACUGAUCUGCCUCAUGAUUUGUCAACUCGUGCACAAUUAAUCGGUGCUUCAGUCUGAUCAGCUGUAGCCUACUUAUAAUCACAGCUGCAGGUAGCCUAGAGAAGCCUAUGCACUCUGAGACCCUCUGGCCAGGGGAAUCGAAGCAGUAACGUCAUGUAUUUAUAGCCUAAAUUAUGUACAGUAUUUAUAGCCUAAAAUAGCCCUAUUUAUUUGUGUUAAGAGAAAAUGUGAAUGUGAUCAAAUUUGGUUUAUAUUCAAACUUCGGGUGGCUAGGCUACCUAGACCUUAUCAUUCCAGAAUUAUUGACUGGAAUUAAUCAAUCAACACAAUAGUGAUGACAUACUGUGUGAGUAACUUUUUAAAUACAAAUGCAAAGGCCUACACGAUGCAACCCUGCAUUAAGCAAACUCAGCCCUGUUAGUUCUAUUGUCCAAUCGCAGUUGUUGUCUAUUUAUUUAUUUUUUAACCAUAUGACCUGAUUAGAAAAGAUCUGGUCCCAUCAUAGCCCAUAUAAAAAACGUUUUAUAGCUGAUUUAUUACUAUGUCAUACCCUCCAACUAGGGUCCGGGGUUUUACCUGGUUAGGUUAGUCCAGUGGUUCUCAAACCUCUCCUCGGGGAUCCCCAGACGUUUCACAAUUUUGUUUUAUGCCAGAACAAGUUCACCUAAUCAAGGGCUUGAUGAUUAGUUGACAAGUUGAAUCAGGUAUGCUAGUUCUGGAAUAGAUGAAUUACAUGAACCGGCUGGGGGUCCAUUAGGACAGGUUUGAGAACCACUGGACUGUGGUGCCACCGCUGAAAUAAUUUUGAGAUAGCAUUGGCCUAUUUAUUUCUUUAUUUUAAAUUCGUGGCGGGAAUGUGCUUCCAUUGUUUUGUCCAAUCCUAAACAUACAUGCAUGAAUGCAAAAUAUUUCAUGCAAUCCUCUCAUUGGCAGAAUUGACAUCUUUCAGUUGCCCGGUCUGAUUGAGCUCAUCUACCUGGCUCUCCCACACAGCUUCCAGGCGGUCACUUGAGUCACAUUCGUCAAUCUUUUGAACUUGCAAAGCCAGGACACUUGACUUGUAACCAACCUCCACUAGAAACAAUAAUGUUUACUCUCUUUCUUACUUUCAUGUAGGCUUUUUUUUUUAUUUGAUCACAUCAGAAGCUCUAUUUUCCCAUGUGCGCUGUUAUUCAUUUAUCUGUGUUGCCGCUCUCGCGCUGCGGUCUGCAAAUGCUAGUUGUGGUUGCAUUUUUCCUAUGGGAAAAACGAAUGGUAUUUGUUGAAUAUUAGGAGGACAGUAAUAAUUCUGGCCUUUUUGGAAAGCUAAAAUUCUCCCCUUUUCAAGGAAACCGCUGUUGUUUUCCCACUUGACUGUUAUGAUGUGGAGAAAAUCAGAGCUGUACAUUGUUUAACCUGUAGCCAAGGCAUUAUAGCCUAUAUGGUUAAUUAUGUUACAAUCUGCCACAAUAUCAAUGUUGCCAGCUAAGGUAUACAAGGGGAUAGUAGGCCUAGUUGGAUAAGGCUAUCUGAACGUGCACAUGAUGGAAGAUAGAGGUAGCCUAAAUAUUCAUUUUUUAAUAGAAAAAAAUGCACUGACUAUUAUGUGACAAAUUGUCCAGUCUGUCGACUGAUAACUAAAACUAAUGAAGGAUGAAAUGACUAAAAUGUGACUGACUAAAAAGUAUUUAAAGAAUAAAACUACAUCUAAAAUAGCUUCCAAAGUUAACACUGCAUGGUAGACUCUUCCUCUCUGAUCCUCACCUCUUUGUCCUCUCCCAGGCGGGGUCCAUGCAGAGGGACGUGACCACUCGUUCUGUGAGUCGUGGUGUGGGCGGCCCCCGAACACCCCCCACUGAGGAGCUGUCCCCCACUGCGGGGGGUAUUGGGGGGUUCCCCGUCUUCGGAGGGGGGUACCCCAGCGCCCUGUCCCACCUGGAGGAGGGGGGCUUCGAGCAGGACGACGGGGCGGCAGAGGUCACAUGCAUGUGAACCCUGAAAUUAACACACAGAUGAUAUACAUCCCCCAUCUAUCCCUCUAAUCUCUUCCCUAACCAAGAAGAUCAUAGAUUAGAAAGCAAAACUUGGCACUUUUUAUCAUGUUUUUUUAUCAUGAAGCCAUACGUACCAUUUUGAGAUGGUGUUAUUUCCAUUUUUAAACAUUUUGUUGGGAAAAGCAAGCAGUCUGCAUUCACUGACAUUGAGACACUUUUACUCAUACCCACAUUCUUCCACACAUACACUCAGUCCUGAUUCAAAAAGAUCACAUCGUUCACUCUGCACCUUUUCAUAUGAUGAGAACACAGACACCCACAUUCACACAUACAGUGGGGGAAAAAAGUAUUUAGUCAGCCACCAAUUGUGCAAGUUCUCCCACUUAAAAAGAUGAGAGAGGCCUGUAAUUUUCAUCAUAGGUACACGUCAACUAUGACAGACAAAAUGAGAUUUUUUUUUCAGAAAAUCACAUUGUCGGAUUUUUAAUGAAUUUAUUUGUUAAUUAUGGUGGAAAAUAAGUAUUUGGUCAAUAACAAAAGUUUCUCAAUACUUUGUUAUAUACCCUUUGUUGGCAAUGACACAGGUCAAACGUUUUCUGUAAGUCUUCACAAGGUUUUCACACACUGUUGCUGGUAUUUUGGCCCAUUCCUCCAUGCAGAUCUCCUCUAGAGCAGUGAUGUUUUGGGGCUGUCGCUGGGCAACAUGGACUUUCAACUCCCUCCAAAGAUGUUCUAUGGGGUUGAGAUCUGGAGACUGGCUAGGCCACUCCAGGACCUUGAAAUGCUUCUUACGAAGCCACUCCUUCGUUGCCCGGGCGGUGUGUUUGGGAUCAUUGUCAUGCUGAAAGACCCAGCCACGUUUCAUCUUCAAUGCCCUUGCUGAUGGAAGGAGGUUUUCUCUCAAAAUCUCACAAUACCUGGCCCCAUUCAUUCUUUCCUUUACACGGAUCAGUCGUCCUGGUCCCUUUGCAGAAAAACAGCCCCAAAGCAUGAUGUUUCCACCCCCAUGCGUCACAGUAGGUAUGGUGUUCUUUGGAUGCAACUCAGCAUUCUUUGUCCUCCAAACACGACGAGUGUUUGUCCUUUGACACAGCUCUUUGGUCUUGGCCAUAGUGGAGUUUGGAGUGUGACUGUUUGAGGUUGUGGACAGGUGUCUUUUAUACUGAUAACAAGUUCAAACAGGUGCCAUUAAUACAGGUAACGAGUGGAGGACAGAGGAGCCUCUUAAAGAAGAAGUUACAGGUCUGUGAGAGCCAGAAAUCUUGCUUGUUUGUAGGUGACCAAAUAAUUAUUUUCCACCAUAAUUUGCAAAUAAAUUCAUUAAAAAUCCUACAAUGUGAUUUUCUGGAAAUUUUUUCCUCAAUUUGUCUGUCAUAGUUGACAUGUACCUAUGAUGAAAAUUACAGGCCUCUCAUCUUUUUAAGUGGGAGAACUUGCACAAUUGGUGGCUGACUAAAUACUUUUUUCCCCCACUGUAACUGUCACCAGCACAAAGCAGGAAGCACAGGACCCACCAGGAAGAACCUCUCUAUGCACAGACAGACAGACCUCUGGACUAAACUCCCUGUGACCCACAACACACCUGUUGGACUGAUGUGUCCCAAUGUUUUUGUUCUUCAGUCACUGCUCACAGGUUUCAGACAUUGUUCUUGUUUUGGGAAACCGCCUCAACCGCUCUUCCUCCCUCCCCUUUAGAACUGCCAACACCUCUAUUCAAUCCAAUUCAAUCCAACUGUAUUUACAGUGAGGGAAAAACGUAUUUGAUCCCCUGCUGAUUUUGUACGCUUGCCCACUGACAAAGAAAUUAUCAGCAUAUAUUUCAACAGUGAGAGACAGAAUAACAACAAAAAAAUCCAGAAAAAAAGCAUGUCAAAAAUGUUAUAAAUUGAUUUGCAUUUUAAUGAGGGAAAUAAGUAUUUGACCCCCUCUCAAUCAGAAAGAUUUCUGGCUCCCAGGUGUCUUUUAUACAGGUAACGAGCUGAGAUUAGGAGCACACUCUUAAAGGGAGUGCUCCUAAUCUCAGCUUGUUACCUGUAUAAAAGACAACUGUCCACAGAAGCAAUCAAUCAAUCAGAUUCUAAACUCUCCACCAUGGCCAAGACCAAAGAGCUCUCCAAGGAUGUCAGGGACAAGAUUGUAGACAUACACAAGGCUGGAAUGGGCUACAAGACCAUCGCCAAGCAGCUUGGUGAGAAGGUGACAACAGUUAGUGCGAUUAUUCGCAAAUGGAAGAAACACAAAAUAACUGUCAAUCUCCUUCGGCCUGGGGCUCCAUGCAAGAUCUCACCUCGUGGAGUUGCAAUGAUUAUGAGAACGGUGAAGAAUUAGCCCAGAACUACACGGGAGGAUCUUGUCAAUGAUCAAGGCAGCUGGGACCAUAGUCACCAAGAAAACAAUUGGUAACACACUACGCCGUGAAGGACUGAAAUCCUGCAGCGCCCGCAAGGUCCCCCUGCUCAAGAAAGCACAUAUACAGGGCCGUCUGAAGUUUGCCAAUGAACAUCUGAAUAAUUCAGAGGAGAACUGGGUGAAAGUGUUGUGGUCAGAUGAGACCAAAGUCGAGCUCUUUGGCAUCAACUCAACUCACCGUGUUUGGAAGAGGAGGAAUGCUGCCUAUGACCCCAAGAACACCAUCCCCACCGUCAAACAUGGAGGUGGAAACAUUUUUCUUUGGGGGUGUUUUUCUGCUAAGGGGACAGGACAACUUCACCGCAUCAAAGGGACGAUGGACGGGGCCAUGUACCGUCAAAUCUUGGGUGAGAACCUCCUUCCCUCAGCCAGGGCAUUGAAAAUGGGUUGUGGAUGGGUAUUCCAGCAUGACAAUGACCCAAAACACACAGCCAAGGCAACAAAGGAGUGGCUCAAGAAGAAGCACAUUAAGGUCCUGGAGUGGCCUAGCCAGUCUCCAGACCUUAAUCCCAUAGAAAAUGUGUGGAGGGAGCUGAAGGUUCGAGUUGCCAAACGUCAGCCUCGAAACCUUAAUGACUUGGAGAAGAUCUGCAAAGAGGAGUGGGACAAAAUCCCUCCUGAGAUGUGUGCAAACCUGGUGGCCAACUACAAGAAACGUCUGACCUCUGAUUGCCAACAAGGGUUUUUCCACCAAAUACUAAGUCAUGUUUUGCAGAGGGGUCAAAUACUUAUUUCCCUCAUUAAAAUGCAAAUCAAUUUAUAACAUUUUUGACAUGCAUUUUUCUGGAUUUUUUGUUGUUAUUCUGUCUCUCACUGUUCAAAUAAACCUACCAUUAAAAUUAUAGACUGAUCAUGUCUUUGUCAGUGGGCAAACGUACAAAAUCAGCAGGGGAUCAAAUACUUUUUUCCCUCACUGUAUCCCCUCUCCUCAUUCUGACGUGACAUCACGUCUGCUCAGGCUCAAGGUGACACAGUUCAGACAAACAGCAUAUCUACAUCCUGCCACCAGCUCCUCUCCCUCCUCUCCUUUCCCAUAAACACACCCAGCAGGAUGUAAACAUUUAUCAGGUGUACAAAUAGAAAUGUUCGCUGUGUUGACGGUACUGACAAUAUCCAGGUCAGACUUGUCUAUGGGCCUGGCAGUGAGUACAGUCAUAUUACAAACAGCCCUCUCUCUUUCUGUGAUGGUUGUGUUUAACUAGGGGUGUUUGAGUUCAUGCCUGGAGAAGCUUGUUUGUACAGUAAUUGCUUGGGUGAAUUCAGAUGUUUUUUUUAUAUACAUAUACAGGACUGCCAAGCCACAGGGGUGCCUGGGUAAGUGGGAACGAACGGACAACAUUUUGAACCUUUUUGAGAUGUACACAUACAGUACAUUAGGGCUAUUGUAUUCAGUCUGAUUGGUGCUAAACAUCUAAAGUUCACUAAUCUGUUCAUUAUGUCAUCAUUAGUGUAUAUUUCUUAAGUAUUUUAUAAGAAUUAUCAGUUGGCAUCGGAUCAGUAGCUAUUCUGUUCCUGCACCUAUUCUGUCAUUGGAAAUAGCUGGUAGUUAUUUCAUCAUAGCCACAUGGUACUGGUUAUCAGGCCUCAAUUGUUUCAUUCUGCUCAGUGAUGAUGUAGAUUCCUCUCCUCAGAUCUUGAGACAAAGCCCUAGUUUCUUCAGGAGAUGACACAGUGACAUUUGACUGUUUGAAAUGUUUGAUCAUGCGAAGGGAAACAACCAAGGGCUUGUUGUAUAAGAGAACAACCCCAUGCUGCUGUACAUAUCGUAGAUGUUAACAAAAAGUAUGUUUAUAUGAGCUCCCUUGUUUUGGGGAUGGCGAAACAAAUCAGUAUUAUCUACCUGUUGCAGUGUUUUCAUUUUGGAGAAAUUGUCAUUUGUUGUCAUUGGUGUUAUCUUAUUAAAAAGUUAUUGUUCCUCUUUGCGUCCAGUUGUAUUCUCCGCUUCAGAAAUACAUUAUAUCCUUAAGAAAUAUACUGCCCAUGAUUUCUCACACUUACUGACCGAUUGACUUUUAAAGCGCUUGGCCCCACAUUCACAUCUGCCAACUUAAACUUUUUCAUCCAGGUAUUGAGGCGUAAACCUUAGAAAUUAAGUUGCAACGACAGAUGGGGCCAAUUUAUACAAAGGGACAUUUCAAAAAGUCAACAAGAACUGGGUAACAGUCCUUUUUAAAAAAAAUUAACAGACAUCAUGAAAAUGUAACAAAAUUCAGUUCAUUAAAAAAGGAAAAUUAAAAAGUGGGGCGAAUAGACAAGAUUCCUCUCACAAAAUAACUUAAUGAUGAGGGGGAGGGUAAAUGGCAAAGGAGGUAUGUACUAAGAGCAACACAAGCAGAGAGAUUCUGAACCACAAAUGGAUCCAUUGCCUCUAAAUCCUAGGCACACCUGUACAUUUGAGCGGAUUGGAUACAUAAGCAUUAUGGUCAUAGCUUCAUCUUGCCUUCCAAUGGGCUGCAUGGAAAUGUCUGCAUAUUUUUCCACCAAUCCUCUCAGAUCUACAGGAGUGGCUAGGGGUCCAUUUACAAUUCAGCGAGAGAGAACAAAAGCAACGGAGAGAAUGCAAAGGUGAAGCACCAGCAAAAUAAUGAUAGUAGAGAUGGAGGGAGGGACAUGAUACAGCAGGGGUUAUUUACAGAGAGCGGAUGAGUGUGUGCCUUUGUCAUCAACACAUUAUAGUUUUACGUAGGUUUAGCAAAUGCAGCUGCUCAAAACGUUAAAGCAACAUUCCCCACAGAGUAGUGAGAGCCUGUCUGUAGUGUGUAGCUGUUUCAGACCUGGGUUCAAAUCAAUGAUGUACAUAAACCUUGGAUUGCUGAUGCUAUGCAUUGGCCGAUGAGAGGCUUUGAAGCCAUCGGUCGGCCAUAUUGGCACUCCUCAGAAAAGCAGUCCUCCAUAGGAAUGAAUGGAAUUCUACAGUAUUUCAUUUGAAUGUUUCAAGGACAAAAUAAAAUAAAAUAAAAUUUGUAGUGGGGCCAGUAACAUUACUACUUUCUUUUAAGGACAUUUACAUUUUAUUUAUAUUUUUUAUGUUUAGCUCACAUAAUUACAAAUUAUGCAUUUAGGUGUCCGUAAUAGAAUAAAUGUGGCAAAAACAAUUGUAGACUAAUAAAUGUAGAAAUGUUUUACAAUGGUGGAGGGGUGCCAAGAUGGAGGCGCGAUGGCUUCAAAACAGUGUCCCCUGUCAGUCAUCUAGUGUAUAUAUAAAUUAUUGAUUAAAAUACUUUUCGAAAUCUUUCAAAUACUUUGAGCAUUCGCUUUAGCCUGCCUAGAGUGCCUGAUGGGCAGGGUUUGCACUUGUGGGACUCUUCUAUUGGUUCCAUUGCAACAGGCAAGCUCAAUCAAGCAGUAUUUGAACACACGUCUGGUCUCCUGUGUGUAGCUCUCCUCUCAGGCCUCGCUCUCCCCGGCUGAAGCGUUCUGGACCUCCUCCUCCAGGAUAGGAACGAUCAGGUUGUCCUUGGACAUCAGGUUGUAUUUCAUCACGAAGCGUGUGAACCGAUGGCACAGGAAUGUCUCAUUCUGCAGGGAGGGACAUAGAAGGGAAACAAACAAGAGAAUUAGGCUCUGUCCAGAAACAACCCAUAGCACGUACCCCCUAGACACAGAGGUGAACCAAGAGAAGUAGAGUAUGAUAUGAGGUCUGAUUAACUAGUUUAUAGAAUGACUAACAGUUUUUAAAUAGCAACAUUAUAGCUUUGGUCUGCUUGGGGUCAUUACAUUGACUACUGAGCCGGGUUCAGUGGACCAUGAAGUGAACCUAAUCAUAUGCCCAUUGCCCAGUUCUAGUAAUAACCACAUAUCAGUUUUUCCCUACAGACCUGGGCCCUGUUUCCCAAAAGCAUCUUAAGGCUAAUUCUAACGAUGAACUUGGCCUUAAGAUGCUUUUGGGAAACCGGGCCCAGGUCUGUAGUGCCACCUGUUGGCUGAAUAUGGAACAACCACAAAAUGGAACAUGAUCAUGACUCAUUUGCCACAAAUAAAGCACAAUAACUAAUUAAUUAUCAUCAUGUCCUCCUCAACCUGGUGUACACUUCUGGAUAUGUGCAUUCCAUUUUCUCACUUAAACAAGCAGAAAAAAAGCAGUUUGUGUCCCUGUGACGCUAUAAUAUCAGUUUCAAUAAGAAUGAGGAACCCAAAUCCUGCUCCUCUGCCAGGUCUGUUUGGGAAGUGGGAACUUCCAACUACUACUUACCUCAUACUUGUCAAAUAUCUGGCGAUGGUGGAAAUAGGCAUGAGAGAAUAUCCUAUAGAUACGGCGACACACAGAGCCCAGCUUGGCUACAGAGGACUCCUUGAUGCUCACGCUGGGGAGAGAAGAUUGAAAGUGUAUGCGUAGGAAACCAAAGUAUUCCUUUACACAGUGUGUGUGUGUGUGUGUGUGUGUGUGUGUGUGUGUGCGCUCACCGGCUGGGGAAAUACUUGUUGCUGUUGAGAAGGCAGGCAGCUCCGUCCAGCGUGUGCCUAGUGUAGUCAAUGGCAGGACACUGUGGACAGAAACACACAGGCAAUUACAUACAUCUUAAAUAUAGUGCAUGGCAGGCUAAAUAGAAAUAUUAAAUCCUGAGUGAAUUUAAUUCUGAUUUUAGUAACACACCUCUUUGGGGGUCUUGUGUGCAGCACAUAGGAAGAUCCACUGCUCUGUGGCGGUCAUCUGGGUGCAGGUCUCUGGGUGGCACUCACUCUGCAGUUUCACAGCUAGUCCAUUCAGCUCCAGACAGAACUGCCUAUAUCAGAGAGAAAGAAGGGGUGGGUGGGGAAUGGGGAUAAGGAAAAAGAUAGAUGAGUGAGACUCAACACCAAAAUAAAUUACUGUAAUUGAUUUGGUAGACACACUCAGUGUAGAGUAAUCAGUCAAGUGUGUAGUUAGCAUACUGUCAAAGUAAUACGUCUAGUAAGUCAAGUGAAGGAAGGCAGUGUACCUGAGGUGCUCAUACUUCCACACUCCCUCGUCCUGUCCCUCUGGAGGCUCCAGGAUCUUAUCGAUGUUAGAGCAGUCUGACCGGAUGUUCUGCUGAAUGUACUGAACAGGGACAGGGGUACCACUGAGGUUAGUCAAACAUCCUGAUUCUGCUAACAUCCUUGUUAACCAACUAAAGUUCUGACAUGGGUGACAAUGAUCACACUAGAUAAGAUGCUUUGUAGGUUUAUAGGGCAGCAGCCAUCUUAAAAUAAGGAACAGCUCAUCAAUGUCAGGCUUGACACUUGACAGCUACGAACAGCAUUCUGCAAUCAUGACACUUUUGAUGCUAAUUUGAAGCUUAAAAUGGACUCCCCAGUCAUUCCCCACUGACUAACUCAACCACACCUGCUGCACAGCCAGCGUGCUGUCCAUCUCUUCAAAGGAUUCAUCCGGCCAGUUGUAGAAAUCCUGCAGCGAAAGAGGGAGGGACAAAGGGAUAACGUUAAUCAUAUUCAAGGAACUGUAUGUGUUCAAUGGACAAAAGUGUCACCUCUCAGCCUUUCAUGUUAUCUAGCCAUAGACAGCAUUGUUAACGUUAGUUAACGUUAGCUAGCAACAGCUGUAAUUGUUGACAUAAUAAUAAAAUAAUAUGCCAUUUAGCAGACGCUUUUAUCCAAAGCGACUUACAGUCAUGCGUGCAUACAUUUUUGUGUAUGGGUGGUCCCGGGGAUCGAACCCACUACCUUGGCGUUACAAGCGCCGUGCUCUACCAGCUGAGCUACAGAGGACCACAAGCUAACUGGUAACUGUCAGGACAUGCUAGCUAACUGGUAACUGUCAGCUAUUUUGACAUAGCUUGCUAGCUAGUUAACUGUUCAUGAACUGUAGUCUUCAGCACUGUAGUUAACUAGCUAUAAUAUUUUGCAUCAGCCAACUAUCAAGCCAAGUAAUUAUUUGUGUUGACUUUAUACUUAUAAAGUGCCCCAAAUUAGCUAGCUAUAUUGAACAAAACUGUAAACGCAACAUGCAACAAUUUCAAAGAUUUUACUGAGUUACAGUUCAUAUACGGAAAUCAUUCAUUACACCCUAAUCUAUGGAUUUCACAUGACGGGCAGGGGUGCAGCUGGGGAGCCAGGCCCAGCCAAUCAGAGAAUUUGUUUUUCCCCACAAACGCUUUAUUACAGACAGAAAUACCCCCCCACCCCACCCCACCCCCUCAGACGAUCCCACAGGUGAAGAAGCCGGAUAUGGAUUCCUGGGCUGGCGUGGUUACAAGUGGUCUGUGGUUGAGGCCAGUUGGACACGCUGCCAAAUUCUCUAAAACGACACUGGAGGCAGCUUAUGUUAGAGAAAUUAACAUUAAAUUCUCUGGCAACAGCUCUGGUGGACAUUCCUGCAGUCAGCAUGCCAAUUGCACGCUCCCUCAAAACUUGAGACAUCUGUGGCAUUGUGUUGUGUGACAAAACUGCAUAUUUUAAAGUGGCCUUUUAUUGUCCCCAGCACAAGGUGCUCCUGUGUAAUGAUCAUGCUGUUUAAUCAGCUUCUUGAUAUGCCACACCUGUCAGGUGAAUGGAAUAUCUUGGCAAAGGAGAAAUGCUUACUAACAGACAUGUAAACAAAUUUGUGCACAACAUUUUAGAGAAAUAAGCUUUCUGGGAUUUUAUAUUUCAGCUCAUGAAACAUGAGACCAACACUUUACAUGUUGCGUUAACAUUUUUGUUCAGUGUAAUUUAAGGUUACCAAUACCAAAUGUAAACUAGGUUGACUACUAAAUUAGCUUGCCAAAAGAUACCAACCCUACCGUUACGCUUGUUUACGCUGAGCUGCACUGGGGUUGGAACUCAAUCAUUGUUACAUUAAGACACCAUGGAGCUGGCGCGAGAUAUGGGUCGGAAAACGUACCUCAAUGCUGGGAUGGGAUAUGCCACUGUACUCCAAAUUGUACCUUUAUCCAUACUGCUCAACCAAGAAGAUUGAAAUUCUACCAGUUUUCAUGGAAACCUGCCAUUUUCAACCCCAUGCUAGUUAACAUUUCAUAAUCAGCCAUUAUGGAAUGCCACUUCGUGUUUUUUUUGUUUUUUGUUAUUUUAUUAACAACAAUUACAACACAAUAUACAAACAUACUGUAUAUAUAUAUAUAUAUUUAUAUAUACACACACACACACACACACACACACACACACAGUGGGGGGAAAAAAGUAUUUAGUCAGCCACCAAUUGUGCAAGUUCUCCCACUUAAAAAGAUGAGAGAGGCCUGUAAUUUUCAUCAUAGGUACACGUCAACUAUGACAGACAAAAUGAGAAAAAAAAAUCCAGAAAAUCACAUUGUAGGAUUUUUUAUGAAUUUAUUUGCAAAUUAUGGUGGGAAAUAAGUAUUUGGUCAAUAACAUCAAAAAUAAGUAUUUGGUCAAUAAAAAAUAAGUAUUUGGUCAAUUCUUACGAAGCCACUCCUUCGUUGCCCGUGCGGUGUGUUUGGGAUCAUUGUCAUGCUGAAAGACCCAGCCACGUUUCAUCUUCAAUGCCCUUGCUGAUGGAAGGAGGUUUUCACUCAAAAUCUCACGAUACAUGGCCCCAUUCAUUCUUUCCUUUACACGGAUCAGUCGUCCUGGUCCCUUUGCAGAAAAACAGCCCCAAAGCAUGAUGUUUCCACCCCCAUGCUUCACAGUAGGUAUGGUGUUCUUUGGAUGCAACUCAGCAUUCUUUGUCCUCCAAACACGACGAGUUGAGUUUUUACCAAAAAGUUCUAUUUUGGUUUCAUCUGACCAUAUGACAUUCUCCCAAUCCUCUUCUGGAUCAUCCAAAUGAACUCUAGCAAACUUCAGACGGGCCUGGACAUGAACUGGCUUAAGCAGGGGGACACGUCUGGCACUGCAGGAUUUGAGUCCCUGGCGGCGUAGUGUGUUACUGAUGGUAGGCUUUGUUACUUUGGUCCCAGCUCUCUGCAGGUCAUUCACUAGGUCCCCCCGUGUGGUUCUGGGAUUCUUGCUCACCGUUCUUGUGAUCAUUUUGACCCCACGGGGUGAGAUCUUGCGUGGAGCCCCAGAUCGAGGGAGAUUAUCAGUGGUCUUGUAUGUCUUCCAUUUCCUAAUAAUUGCUCCCACAGUUGAUUUCUUCAAACCAAGCUGCUUACCUAUUGCAGAUUCAGUCUUCCCAGCCUGGUGCAGGUCUACAAUUUUGUUUCUGGUGUCCUUUGACAGCUCUUUGGUCUUGGCCAUAGUGGAGUUUGGAGUGUGACUGUUUGAGGUUGUGGACAGGUGUCUUUUAUACUGAUAAGUUCAAACAGGUGCCAUUAAUACGGGUAACGAGUGGAGGACAGAGGAGCCUCUUAAAGAAGAAGUUACAGGUCUGUGAGAGCCAGAAAUCUCAUAUUUUUAAGUGGGAGAACUUGCACAAUUGGUGGCUGACUAAAUACUUUUUUUCCCCACUGUAUAUAUAUAUUUUUUUAAUCUACCAAUUAACACAGAAACUUUAUACACAGGUAUACACAUUUUUUUCUUUAAAUAGACAAGGCUUCACAGGCAUUUAGGGUCCGUUUUGCUAUACAUAUUUUUAGAUUACGCAGCAUUUUCAAAAUACAAAUACAAUUUAUAUUUUACAAAUUGUGGCUUUUCUUUUGCCCACUUGCAUUGAUGUAUAUAAUAUUUACCAUACAUAAUGAAGAGAUUCAUUAUAUAUACACACUUUGUUCUGAUCUAAAGCCUUAUCAUGAAACAAAAGUAAAACAUAUUUACCAUCAAGACAAACCCUAGCACCAGUUGAUCUAAAAAAUACAUAAUUAUUAGCGCACUUUUUAUCUUUGAUGCAUACACCAUCUAAUAAGACGCUGAAACUGAAUUCCACAUUCCUCUCAAGAACAUAAUUUCCAUGUAAAAGUCUUAUAAGGCCUGUAAGUAUUGCAUAAAAAACAAAUGGCAUUCUCCUUCACCAUCACUGGAAAUCCAUAUCUAUUCAAAAACUCGACAUAACUAUACAGUUGUCCAUUUCCAAUAAAUAAUUGUGCCACUAACAAAAUACCGUUCUCAAACCAUCUAUGGAAAAAUGAAGAUUUAUUCUUAUAUUUUAUGUCUUUGAUAUUCCAAAUCAAACAUCUAUGAGGGGAGAAGUUAUGUUUAUAUACAAUUAACCAGGAUAGUAACACUUGAUUAUGGAAAUUGGCUAAUUUAAAGGGGAAUUUUUAUUAGCUCAAAUUGGAUGUAAUUCUUCAUCCAUCUAGUCUUAAAGAUAAUAUUGGAUAUACCAAAAUUCAAGCACAUUUAAACCACCAUGAUCUAGAGUAUUACAUAAUACACUCUUUUAAAAUCAUGUGGUUUAUUCCUCCAAACAAAAUUAAAAAGUUUAAAGUCUACUUCUUUACUUGUUGCUUGGGGAACAUCCAAUGCUAUUGCAGUAUAUAAUAGUCUUGAUUCUUCUUCAGUUUUUCACAACAAUAUGCGACCAUUUAACCCUUAACAACCAAGCAUCAAACCUGAACUUUCUCAGUGAUGGGAUUACAAUUUUAAUUAGUCCUUUGUUUGGUUUUUACAUACAGUACCAGUCAAAAGUUUGGACACACCUACUCAUUCAAGGGUUUUUCUUUAUUUUUACUAUUUUCUACAUUGUAGAAUAAUAGUGAAGACAUCAAAACUAUGAAACAACACAUAUUGAAUCAUGUAGUAAGCAAAGAAGUGUUAAACAAAUCAAAAUAUAUUUUAGAUUCUUCAAGGUAGCCACCCUUUGCCUUGAUGACAGCUUUGCACACUCUUGGCAUUCUCUCAACCGGCUUCAUGAGGUAGUCACCUGGAAUGCAUUUCAAUUAAUAGGUGUGCCUUGUUAAAAGUUAAUUUGUGGAAUUUCUUUCCUUCUUAAUGUGUUUGAGGCAAUCAGUUGUAUUGUGACAUGGUAGGGGUGGUAUACAGAAGAUAGCCCUAUUUGGUAAAAGACCAAGUCCAUAUUAUGGCAAGAACAGCUCAAAUAAGCAAAGAGAAACGACAGUCCAUCAUUACUUUAAGUCAUGAAGGUCAGCCAAUCCGGAAAAUUUCAAGUGCAGUCACAAAAACCAUGAAGCACUAUGAUGAAACUGGCUCUCAUGAGGAUCGCCACAGGAAAGGAAGACCCAGAGUUACCUCUACUGCAGAGGAUAAGUUCAUUAGGAGUUACCAGCCUCAGAAAUUUCAGCCCAAAUAAAUGCUUCACAGUUCAAGUAACAGACACAUCUCAACAUCAACUGUUCAGAGGAGACUGUGAAUCAGGCCUUCAUGGUCGAAUUGCUGCAAAGAAACCACUACUAAAGGACACCAAUAAGAAGAAGAGACCUGCUUGGGCCAAGAAACACAAGCAAUGGACAUUAGACCGGUUGAAAUCUGUCCUUUGGUCUGAUGAGUCCAAAUCUGAGAUUUUUGGUUCCAACCACCGUGUCUUUGUGAGACGCAGAGUAGGUGAACGGAUGAUCUUUGCAUGUGUGGUUCACAUCGUGAAACAUGGAGGAGGUGUGAUGGUGCUUUGCUGGUGACACAGUCUGUGAUUUAUUUAGAAUUCAAGGCACACUUAACCAGCAUGGCUAACACAGCAUUCUGCUGCGAUACGCCAUCCCAUCUGGUUUGGGCUUAGUGGGACUAUCAUUUGUUUUUCAACAGGACAAUGAUCCAACACACCUCCAGGCUGCGUAAGGGCUAUUUGACCAAGAAGGAGCGUAAUGGUGUGCUGCAUCAGAUUCAAUGGCCUCCACAAUCACCCGGCCUCAACCCAAUUGAGAUGGUUUGGGAUGAGUUGGACCGCAAAGUGAAGGAAAAGCAGCCAACAAGUGCUCAGCACAUGUGGGAACUCCUUCAAGACUGUUGGAAAAGCAUUCCAGGUGAAGCUGGUCGAGAGAAUGCCAAGAGUGUGCAAAGCUGUCAUCAAGGCAAAGGGUGGCUACUUUGAAGAAUCUCAAAUAUAAAAUAUAUUUUGAUUUAUUUAACACUUUUUUGGCUACUACAUGAUUUGAUUAGUGUUAUUUCAUAGUUUUGAUGUCUUCACUAUUAUUCUUCAAGAUAGAAAAUAGUCUAAAUUAAGAAAAAAUAUUUCGUGUUUUUCUCGCCUUCUUCCAUCCACUUUGUUCUUGAUCUCACAAAGGCUCAUUUUUCUUUGUCCUCAUAUAUUCUGUCCAAAUCUAAUUGUAGUUUGACUCAAGUCCUCUUGUCCAUAAUGGUAACAAUGUCUUUGAUUAUAUACUUUUGGUCUUAGCAACCUCCUUUCCUCUUUUAAUGGCCAACCUUCUGAUCUUGUACUUCAUGAAUUCCCAGUAUGCACCAUAUAACUUCAAUAAGUUUGCCUUAUUCUAGCAUUCAGUUAUAAUAGAUUUAGCUGCAUUCUUGAACUGUUCAUCAGCCAGAAGUGUUUUGUUAAAUUUCCGGUAAUUGUUGUUAUUUUUCUGCCCAUCUGUGAGUUUGAUUGAAAGAAAAAUGGCUUUAUGGUCAGUGAGAACAGAGGUUUCAAUAGAAACACCUACUCUGGAUAUGAACCAAAAAUCGAUUCUUGAUUGCUUGGACAUAUCUUUACAACACAAUGUAGAUUGUUUUUUAUAAGGGUUUUUAUAUCUCUAUAUAUCAAAACCAUCAAAUCCCAAACAUAAAUUAAACUCGGAGGGAUUAUUCAUUCUUGUAGCUCAUAGAGAUAAGCAAUCCCAUUGAGGAGCGCCAAUCGAAUUCCAAUUCCCUCCUAAAUUCAGUCUGGCAUCCACAAAUGUAUCUAAAAGUAAACAAAUUUCCUGCUCGAAAUCUUGAAAUAGGUCUUUUUUUUUUUUUUACUGUUAUUUGUAGCAUAAAUGUUUCCCAAGGCACAUCUAUAACAAAAAUUAACCAUCUUCCAGAAUGAUGAGCCUUACUCGACUACUUUACCUUUAAACUUCCCUUUCAAAAUUGCCAAGCCAGCAGAAUGGUUACUUCCAUAAUUGCACUUCGUGUUGAACAACAAAGGAGCAAAAUUGGCUGGCACUGCCAUUCCAAAAUGUCUGCAGUGGCUACUGUUAGCUAACAUGAGGACAAAAAGGGCAGUUUUCCCUGAAAAAUAGCAGUAUUUCAAUCUUCUCGAUGUAUCAGUGUGGAUAAAUGUACAAUUUGGAGUACAGUGGCAUAUCCCAUCUCUGCAUUGAUGUACAUUUCCCCACCCAUAUCUUGCACCAGCUCCAUGGUGUGCCCAUGAUUGCGUUCCAACUCCAGUGCAGCUCAGUCGUAAACAAGCAUAACGGUAGGGUCGGUAUCUUCUGGCAACUAAGUUAGCUAACAUCAGUUAGCUACUAGUUACUAGCUAACUAUCAAAAGUAAAAAGUGGUUCUCUGAUAGUAUUCAUAUUGGCAUUUUUGUAAGUCUAGUUUGCCAACUAACUAACUAGACAAGUCUCUAAAUCUCUGCUGUGCAACGUUUUUAGCAAGCUACUACUAGCUUGCAGCCCCGACCCUCCUGUGUUUUUUUCGGAAGACAUCUCCGAGCAAAUUGCAGACAAACGACUCAAAAAGCCAUCACCGAAAUUAAAUCCACGGUUGAGGCGAGGCAAGGCCGCAAUAAUCACCGAUGGCCUCUUUACCAAAUUCAAUCGUAUUCCGAUUUAUAGAAACAUACCUUCGCCUUUGUUCCAGGCCUAUUCCUCCUCAGAACUGCAGUACCCUCCGCCA